GCCUCGAAAUACCGACUGCAAGUUACCGCAGGAAGCGACUACAAUCCAACCACGCACCGAAUCGUCCGCGUCAAUACCCCAGAGACACUUGUAAUCGAAAACGAACACGCAUGUACCAGGCUAAGUGUCCGAAUCCAGAACUAUACAGGCUACCCAUGUACUUCUCCCAAGACAACGCCUUACUUCUCCCAUCCCCUCCAUAGAAAGGACCAAUACUCCAUCUCCUUCGCGAUCGUCUUCACUGACCCUGUCAACGGGAACGACCUACUCUUCGGCAAUGACUUUGAUCGUCCAAUUCGCGAUCGACUCCCGCUGGGGUUCGGGGCUGCGCUGCGUCUGGUCCAGUGGACGAUUGACCCGUCGCUAGAUGGGGAUCCUUACGCGGAUAGACCCUAUCUGUAUAGUCCUGCUUUGGCGACAUGGAACCAGUUUAGGAUUGGGGAUGGGAAUGCGAACGAGAACGAGAACGAGAACGAGAACGGUGACUUACCCGAUGAUAUCCACCACGGCGACAUUGUCGAAGAAGGAGGAGAUGGGACCGGGUUGGACAUCCGACAAAGGCAAGGGAUCCCUGGGGAUGUCGAGGGGCGACGAGGACAUUUCCAGCGCGAAGAAACCAGAAAGCGGUUCGUUUUUGAGGCGGGGAGGGUAUAUUAUGUUGAUUUUGGGAAUCGGUAUUUGGAUUUUAAUGAUUUUACACUCCGUCUUCCUGGGUUCAAGAUUAAUGCGUUGAAUUAUAUUGAUGAGAAGACGCAUUCUCUCCGGUAUGUUUUGAAGAAUCGGGGGACGGGACAGGUGUAUCUUGUUGUUGUGUUUACGUUGGUUUUACUUUCGGAUACGGAAGAAGAA
Messenger RNA from Aspergillus ochraceoroseus IBT 24754, 849 nucleotides. RefSeq names its product DUF1769 domain-containing protein. Lineage: Eukaryota; Fungi; Ascomycota; Eurotiomycetes; Eurotiales; Aspergillaceae. The transcript has 3 exons. The record is from RefSeq and is a predicted model, not a curated record. The annotation marks the transcript as partial.